GCGCUCCGUCAGAAAAUAGUCCCCUCCGGAAUGUGUAUCUUUCACACUGAAAAACAAUUGUUGUACUAGACCAGGUUUUCUGUCUUCAAACGGGGGAAGAAGUGUCUUUUGACCUAGUCGGCCGCGUGAUUUUUUUUUCAGCCGCCGUAGCGAUUUGAACGUGUUGAAAUCCGCUGUUACGAGGGGCUGCAAUGUAACGAAGUACAACAAUGAGCGCAUCGGAGAAAGAGACGGAGGGAAGGAGAAGGUAAAGGAGGGGGGAGGGUUGGUAUGUCUUCCUCCCGGCGGAAGGAGACGUCGCUCUCAGACAGGAGAAUGAAUCGCAGCGCCGCCGAGCCUGAAGCAGCGUAGUAGAAUGGAGCUGAGAGUAAUGGCGCUUCCAGCGGAGUAGAAUGGAGCUGAGAGUAAUGGCGCUUCCAUUGUAGCCACAAACAACACAAUAUUGUUACAACCUUUUAACAAGUCGGUAAAGGAAGACAACGGCAAUGCGAACCCUGCGCUGAAGAGGAGCGGCAGGCGGGCGACGGAAAAAGGAGAAAGAUGGGCGCCGUGCUACGGACUCUGUUGUUGUGUAGUUUUUGUUUGCUAAUACGAGGUGUACCCCUCCUGCUGUAUGCCAACCGGCGGGACCUGCGGCUGGUGGAUGCGGCUCACGGCAGGGCCAACGCCACGGUAGUGGUGGACGGUCUGGAGGACGCCGCGGCCGUGGAUUACGUAUACGCUCAGGGAUUGGUCUACUGGAGCGACGUCAGCGAGGAGGCCAUCAAACGCACCGCCUUCAACCAAUCGGGGCCCGGCGCCGCGGCGGCCCAGACGGUGGUCGUGUCGGGGCUGGCGUCCCCGGAUGGCCUGGCCUGCGACUGGUUGGGCAGGAAGCUGUACUGGACGGAUUCCGAGACCAAUCGGAUAGAGGUGGCUGAGCUGGAUGGAUCGUUCCGGAGAGUUCUCUUCUGGCAAGACCUGGACCAGCCCCGAGCCAUCUCUCUGGACCCGGGGAGAGGGUACAUGUACUGGACGGACUGGGGUGAGGUUCCUAAGAUUGAGCGAGCGGGGAUGGACGGUACGAGCAGAGCCAUGAUCAUCGAUAAGGAUAUCUACUGGCCGAACGGUCUCACGCUGGACUACAGCCAGGAGAAACUGUACUGGGCCGACGCCAAGUUCAACUUCAUACACCGCUCCAAUCUGGACGGCACUGGGAGGUACAGUAAUCAACCAACCGACCAAUCAGCGUUUAUGAUGUAUUGUCCCGUUGCUGGGUAAUUUGGUUCCAGCAUAAUAAAAGCAUGUACAGUGGAUAAUAUAUAAUAUUUCAGAUGUAUGACCAAGCAGCCUGCUUCUACCGCCACAUAACUGGUGUCUACAGGGCCGUCACAGUGUUCCCACUCCUCGGCCUUUUCCACAUUUUGUUGCGUUACGGCCUGAAUUUAAAAUGGAUUUUCCACAUUUUGUUGCGUUACGGCCUGAAUUUAAAAUGGAUUACGUUGAGAUUUUGUCACACAUUACCACAGUGGAAUA
Coregonus clupeaformis (lake whitefish) is the source of this 1515-nucleotide messenger RNA. Its product is annotated as low-density lipoprotein receptor-related protein 6-like. The record is from RefSeq and is a predicted model, not a curated record. The transcript has 3 exons. NCBI's taxonomy places the organism in Eukaryota, Metazoa, Chordata, Actinopteri, Salmoniformes, Salmonidae. The coding region runs from base 541 to 1260 and encodes 239 amino acids.